AUACUGCUGCCCAGCGGAAGAUCAUCGCCCUGCUGGUGGAGAUCAAAGAGGAGCAGCAGAGGCAGUGGGCGGUGCUGAGGGACCUUCAGGCCAGACUGCAGGCUCAGGCCGGCUACGAGGAGGAUGACGUGGAGGCUCUGGACGUGGAUCUCCCCCUGAGGACCCUCGAGCAGCUGGACGAGAUGGAGAGACACCUGGAGGACACAGGAGUACAGAAGAGAAUGGUGUCCUACCUGUCUCGGAUGGGCGGGGCCACGGUCGACGACGCAGUGAGGCGUCUGAUGCAGGCCGUGCUUUCGUUCGCAGUCGGCUCCGAGCUCAACUGGGUGGGCCGCGGACAGAAGAGAAGCUUCAGGAACACCCGUCUCCAAGGGGUCCUCUUCCGCGCUCUGAAACGAACACCGGUGGGGAAGGAGGCCACUCAUCACCAGUACGCUGACGUGGUGAAGAAGUGGCUGCGCUUCGCUCCGUUCAGACAGGGAGGGAGCGGCCGUCGCUGCUGUAGACCUCCUGCGGACUUCCCAGAUUCUGAGGACGCUGACAGUUUUAACCAAAGCUGCACACACUGACAUUAAUUACCCAGAGACACCCGGCGCUGCCCACAUUGUGGACAACCAUCACACACACUGUCCGCAACACUGGGUGGCAGCAUCUGUGCGUCUGCUGGGAGAUCUCUC
Messenger RNA from Morone saxatilis (striped sea-bass), 677 nucleotides. RefSeq lists its product as uncharacterized. Lineage: Eukaryota; Metazoa; Chordata; Actinopteri; Moronidae. The record is from RefSeq and is a predicted model, not a curated record.